Messenger RNA from Mercenaria mercenaria, 4685 nucleotides. Its product is annotated as ankyrin repeat and EF-hand domain-containing protein 1-like. The transcript has 9 exons. Lineage: Eukaryota; Metazoa; Mollusca; Bivalvia; Venerida; Veneridae. The record is from RefSeq and is a predicted model, not a curated record. The coding region runs from base 378 to 2822 and encodes 814 amino acids. Gene Ontology annotation, molecular function: calcium ion binding; protein binding.
GAGAACCAAUCAAGUAAACAUUUGGCUUCCCUGGUUACUGAUUUUUAGGACAAUAUGAUGUUUGGCAGAAAUUUGCUAAAUGGGACUACUUCAAAGGAAAUACUUUAUCAGAAAAGUAUUAUAUUGUAAUCAUAACACGAGGAUGUCGCAUUGAUUGAAUGAAAUAUAGAGCUUUAAGCAGAAAAUAAACGCAAAUUUAACCAGGGAAAAAUAUUCUUGACUUCCGGUGCAUGAGGUUUUUUUUAACUAUUUUAUUUCAGUAAAAUGUCCAAACGAUGAUUUGACUCCGUAUAUCUGGUAGUGAGUUUAACCAAUAUUUGCUUAUGGUAGAAAUAUUGUCUUUGGUUGACUAUUUAUAUAAUUGAAAACAAAUAAACAUGCCACUGGCACAAACUAGACUGGAGACCCUGCAAGUCUGUAAACUGCUACAAUGUGUGCGUGACAAGGACAAAUCUCAGAUAGAGAAGAUGUCACUUCAGGGUGUACCUCAUCUAAUCAAUUACAAUGAUGCAAACGAGGGUCAUACAGCUCUGUCCGUAGCAGCAUGCGCUAAUGAUGAUGACAUGAUUGACUUUUUACUAAGCCUUGGUGCUCAUCCAGAUGUCUUAGAUUUCAAGGGUAGAUCAGCAGCGAUGAGAGCAGCUGAAUAUGGUCAUGUAGAUUGCCUUGCAAAAUUAGCUGAGAAAGGUGCUAACAUGAAACUUACAGACAGAGAAGGAAAAGGAAUAUUGUUCUAUUGUAUUUCACCAACACAACGUCAUGCUAAGUGUUUAGAGAUUGCUGUGCUGAAUGGUGCAGAAGUUAAUAACACUGACAAGCAGGGUAUCCCUGUGUUACUGCACGCCUGUGAAACAGCCAUGGAUAAUGAAGAGAUGUGUCUAUUACUUAUUCAAAAAGGGGCAGAACCUAACUCAAAACAAGAGGAACCAGAAGAAGGGUUUGGUCCUGAUCCCAAGAAAAAGAAACCACCAGCCAAGAAAAAAUCUAAGAAGAGAGUUAAGGGCCUUAAAUUUACAGAUCCUGAUGAGAAAACAGGAAAGUCAGCUCUGAUGGCUGCUGCUGCCAGUGGAAGUGUCAAGGUCAUUAGGGCAUUACUUCAGAAUGGGGCAGAUGUUAAUGGAACAGAUCUACGUCACAAUCAUGCAGCACACUUUGCUGCAGCUAGUGGAUCAUUAGAGGUCCUUGCAUGUAUGGCAGGUUUUGGAGCAUUAUUUGACCAAGUUAACUCUGAUGGUAACACACCAUUACAUAAUGCUGCUGCAGCAGGAGCUGGAAUGUGUGUUAAGUUCCUCGGACAAAGAGGUUGCAAUCCAAAACCAAAGAACAAUGAAGGUAACACUGCUAGAACAAUAGCAAAAGAUAUGGGACAUAAAGAGGCGACCAAGGAAGCAAGAAAAGCUGAAAAAUCAUUUGGAAAAGUUGGAAAAAAUAACGAACCUUAUUCAAUUGCACUUUAUGACUUUGUUUAUGAACGUCAAGAUAUGAUUAAAAAUAUGUUCCAAAAGUAUUAUGAUCCUGAUGAGGAAGGGACUGUAAGUAAGAAUGAAUUUGUUGAUACAAUGCUGGGGAUGAACCCACCAGUAAAUGAAGAAGAACUGAGAAAAAUUGCAACCUCUAAUGAAAAAGGUGGUAAAAUUGACUAUAACGAAUUCAUUGGCGGAAAGAAAUAUGUUAAUAAAAACUAUUUGAUGAGUGCGUUUGAAGGAAAGAAGAAAAAAGGAAAGAAGGGAAAGAAAGGAGGGAAGAAGAAGGGAAAAUUUAAGCUGGUAAUGCCAAUUUGCACAUCGGAGGAAGGUCCGAGAACAUAUGGUGGAGGCCCGCCUGAAAUGUUUAUAGAGAAACAUAUACACUUCACAGACACUGGGAGGUUUGAUAGGGACCAUCCACCCAAACAUCCACUUCAAGAUGACUCGGCCUGGUAUCUUCAACAUCCUGAAAAGACAUACCUCAAUAUCAAUGAUGCAGCAAGGAGUGGAGAUUUUGAUUCAUUGAAGACUGCAUUCCAGAGAGGAAUACCUGCUGACACAAGAGAUAAAUACUACAAGACACCACUAAUGGUCGCCUCAGCUGCUGGAAAUAUUGAAAUGGUCAAAUUUCUCCUGGAAAACAGUGCAAAUGUGAAUGCUCGUGACAACUUCAAAUGGACGCCGCUACACCAUGCCUGCCAUGCUGGACAACUUGAUAUUGUAGAGACGUUGUUAAAUCAUGGAGCAGAAAUGGACGCACCAGCUAUGAGUGGUGGCACACCAUUGACCCGUGCCAUUGAAUCUUCCAGAGAACAAGUGGUAGACUUCCUUAUACUAAAAGGAGCCAAAAUGCAGACCGAGAACAAGAAAGGUCAUAACCCUGUGGAUAUUGCUCAGUCGUGGGCAGAUCCUCGUGUCUUACACUGUGUACAGUCCAAGUGGGACAGUCUGCCCCCUGUUGGUGGUAAAGGCAAGGGUGGUAAAGGAAAGGGAGGCAAGACCACGCCAGCGAAACGACCCCAGUCUGUGCCUGCUGGGGACGGACCCCCUGGCACUGCUAGGGAUAUGCCAACCAGUGCUCGUCAAAAUUUGGAAGAGGGUGCUCCACGUCAGAGAAAAGGUUCUAUAUUACGGGCAGCAUCUGCACUUGCAGGCGGAAUAGAUGAACAAGAAAAUGUAACUUACACUCCACUCAAAGCUUGGACUAAACAACCAACCACCAAAGAACUUAUUGAUGAUAAAGUUGUAAAACGAGAACGAUUUGGCUGGGAAGUUGAUUUUGAAGACUUUGAAAUGCCAUUUAAGAAAAACGUCUCAAAGAAAGUCGAAGAAAUGGGUGGGGUAGAUGAUGAUUGAUGUCACUGUAUAUAUAGAUGUAAUCACCUUUAAUGUAUGAAAGUUAUAGCCUGAAAUAACUGAACAUUCACUGAAAUUUUGCUGCAUUUUUUUUGUUCAAACUCUAAAGUAGACUAAAUCAUAUUAUCAAUGCCUGUUUUAUAGAUAAGAGACUUUACUUGUUACUGUACAGUCAAAAGUGUCGGGAUUUUGUUAUUGAUUUUUAAAACAUUUCAGCCACCUAGUUGUACAAAAAAAAAUAGUUCUGUUGGACAGAGUGGAAUACAAGUGUCCCGCUGGAAUGCCAGUAUGUGACAGCUUCUAGUAUGUGAUAAGUUGCUUUCUAAAUUAAUUAUGAUGUGGUUUUACAUGAACAUUUGACUGUACAUUAUCCUUUUGUCAUUUUCUUUCGAAUGUCAAUGUAUCUUUUCUGCAAUGUGUAUGAAUAUUGUCACUAUGGUUAAAGAAGUUUUUUAUUGAAAGAUUGACUGAAAAUGUUUUACAUCUUGUGAUUUUAUAAUGUUACAGGGCAGGGCUUUGGUAACAGUUAUCUUGGAACUAUUAUUCGUAAUCUAAGAUACUACUUUACCAAAUAUGAGCCGCGCAAUAAGAAAACCAACAUAGUGGCUUUGCGAUCAGCAUGGAUCCAGACCAGCCUGCGCAUCUGCGCAGUCUGGUCAGGAUCCAUGCUGUUCGCUUUAAAAGCCUGUUGCAGUUAGAGAAACCAUUAGCGAACAGUAUGGAUCCUGACCGGACUGCAUGGAUGUGCAGGCUGGUCUGGAUAUACUUAAAGUGGCUUAAAACUUACUGCUGUUCAUACUGUGUAUGUACAUUAUAUUUUUGAGAUUAUAGAAAAACACCAAAGAUUUCAAAUACUGCUGCUAUCUUAAAAAUCUGUUUACAUAAUACAUGUGCUUGCACUGUUACUUGAACGUUGUUUGUGUGGAAAAUCACCAGAAAAUUCUGCUCUUUUAUUUGAAAUUUUUCACUUAAAAUCUGUAUUACUUGAACUAAGUAUAUAUAUAUACUUUUAUGCAGAGCAGACUUCUGAUAUAUUAUUAUGAGUGCAUUAAUUUUGUUACUGCCAGUAUUUGUAAUGUGUACUAGAUGCCACAUGAUGCAGAUGUGGCUGUAGUGAGGAAAGAUUUGUGCCUCUUGUCAGGGUCAAUAAAUAAUUAACGAAAAUAUUAUAAAAAGCAUAAACAAUGAGACAAUACUCCAUAUGUAUUUGUAACGUUUUGGUAUCAUAGGAGAAGAGGUUCAAGGAUAAAGAUAUUUAAUCUACUUUCUACAUUGGUUCAGUUUUCUCCAACAGCCAAACAGUCUGUAUUUAGAAGUUUUCCAGUAGAGUAACAUCUUCAGCUCUUUGAAAAGUGGCAGGACUUUUUCGUCAUAUCAUUUUUUUCAUGUUUAAAACUGUGAUAUAUAAAUUGGCAGUGUUGUUUCAUUUCUGAUUAGCUGUGAUAUUACUGAAAUACAUUACAUGUGUCAUUCAAUUGUGCUACACUUGUAUCUUAAUCUGAAUUUAAGAUAUGAUGUACUGAAAGCUGUGUUUUAACCUUUAGCCUGCUGACAGCAAGUGAUUUUGCCUUUGCAACCAGUGCAGACCAAGAUCAGCCUGCAUGAUGAUCAUGGUCUGCACUGUUCGCUGUUCAGGCUGAAAAUUUUCAGUGAACACCCUUUUGAAUAAUAAGUGGUACUGCCCAAAUUGAAUGAUGGACCAGUCCAUUUUAGAAAUUGAGCAGGCUAAAGGUUAAUAGAAAGAUGUGUUAUUUUGUAAUUAUGCACUGAUUAUUAUUUGAAUGUGUUAUUGUGAACUGCUGUUAUUCGAAUAUAUUAUGUAAAAGAUAUUUCAUGGUUACUGAAUAAAACUAUUUCCCUUUA